This is a messenger RNA of Penaeus indicus, 1538 nucleotides long. RefSeq lists its product as uncharacterized. Lineage: Eukaryota; Metazoa; Arthropoda; Malacostraca; Decapoda; Penaeidae. The record is from RefSeq and is a predicted model, not a curated record. Bases 182 to 1399 code for a protein of 405 amino acids. The transcript is spliced from 4 exons.
AUAACAUCCGGGUGCCUUGUGAAGCGAACAGUUGGCCCGUAAGCUCAUGGCAGCGCCAGACAUCUAUUGAACCGUACAGAUAUAAGUUUUGUGAUAUCAUUUAAACAUUCAAAGUUGUUACACUGACAUUACUUACAGAGAAACACGGGUGAAGGAAAGCAUCAUCGACUUAUAAAUAAAGAUGGAUUACAUCUCAGCCCGAUUGGGUGCGGAAGACGGAUGGGGGGGGAGGGAAGGUCAGCCCGAAGUGGAGACGAGCAAGAAGGGGCCCGGCAUCACGCGUCACAAAGAGAUUGUCACCAUCAGCCCCAAGGCUUCCGCUCGCUCCCCCCCGCGACCAGCCCGAUCAACGUCACUUCCGGCCCUUGAUCGACACGAUAAAGAAAUCUACAGGGGUAGCCGAAGGGAAAAUUACCAAGAAGAGAAACACUGCAUUGGACCGGAGUGGAGCUGGGAGGACCAGCUUCUGAAGACGCGAGAGGGAUCCGCAGGAAAAAAGAAGCGCGGGAGAACUAUCCUGUGGAGGCCUGGCAGCGGCCGCCAUGUCGACGAGGGGCGUGAUUCCUACCGUCCUUUCACUCACGUAUCCAGGGUUCUCCACCUCGAGGAGGCCCUAGACAUCUGCCUCAGCCGGAGAAUAAGGCCAAAGAAAGUGAUAACGUUUAGCAGCAUCGACUCCCGCGAGCUGCCUGCGGACCACCCCUGCGCCAACAUGAAAGUGAUUUGGUUCGGCGCCGAGAACCAGGCGGAGGAGGAGCCCUCCAACUGGUAUGGCAAUGUUGAGUUCGCUGUGGACGCGCGGAUUCUGCUGACUCAGUGGAAGUACUGCUUCUGGGUGGAGAUGAUGACGGCGCCCACGCACACGGCUUCGCGUCUACUGCUCACCAACAAAGACUACUCAUCAGUGCUGCCCAGGUAUUACAGCAGCCACGCAGGUGGCCCGUGGCAGGUGACGCCUGAGGGGCAUAAAGGGCUCGUUCAGUGCUCACGGUACCGCUUCAAGGGCAUCAAUGUCCACAGCCACGCGCUGGAGUUCAUGAUCGAGGCCACUCCAGGGGACGAGAAGGCCAUCCUGGCGGCCUGCCAGAUAUCCUUCAAGAACCAUGACAGAGCAAAACACAUGAAUAUACCACAUGUGUGCAACCGGUACCAGAGGCUGGGCACGCCGUGUCCCACGCCUUACACUGCAAGCCAGACUGCACGGGAAUUCUUCAAACACAUCCAAAUGAGCGGCAUACCCAGGAGCAGGUUACCGGUGAGACUUUCCCCAGAAGCUCAGAAGCAACUGGAAUUCUUCAACGAAGAUGAAAGAAGGAUUGCCGUGCAGAAGUAUUUUGUGUCUCAUCCGGAGUAUUCCCAGCAAGGGCUGUACGUUCAGAAUCACAUGUAUUAUUUUUAGUGCAGACUGUUGUUUACUUUCAGUGUUUGAGUGUUAUUUUAAGUUACAACAUACCCAUACAUAUUUUCAAGAGUGAACCGAUGUAUUUAUACGUGAAAUUCGAUUACAAUUAAAUAUAAUCAAUAUUUUAUUUACAAAA